AGGCAACGUCAAACUGAAGCAGCGCCUCCUUGUGUCUCUAGAUAUCACGCAGGAAGAUAGCCUCCAUUACCAUCUGCAGAGCUCGACUUCUAUCUAACCACCCCAAUCGCCCACCACACUCUUCUCUCCCCUUUGCCUAGGAGAAACAUACCGUGGGCACCAAAGACGCUCUCAUUUAUUUUCGAGAAGGAGUUGGUACCGACUCCUCGGUUAUUCGGAGGGAUUCCACCCGAGAAAUACCUUCCUUAGAAGACCUCGUCCUGUUGUUGAUUGUCGAGAGAAAAUGUGGUCCUGGUUCGGUGGCGCAUCGGCCGCGCAGAAGCGAAAGGAUGCCCCCAAGAAUGCCAUAUUGCUGCUCCGAGAGCAGCUAGAUAUGCUGCAGAAGAGGGAGAAGCAUUUGGAGAAUCAGAUGGCCGAGCAGGAUGCAGUGGCAAGGAAGAAUGUCUCGACAAAUAAGAACGCUGCCAAGGCCGCUCUGAGACGAAAAAAGGGCUACGAGAAGAACCUAGAACAGACCACUGCCCAGAUCACUCAGUUAGAACAGCAGAUAUACUCGAUUGAGGCCGCAAAUAUCAACCAGGAAACUCUGCAUGCCAUGAAGGUCGCAAGCGCUGCCAUGUCACAGAUCCACAAGGGAUUGACUAUUGAUAAAGUGGAUGAGACUAUGGAUCAAAUUCAACAACAGCAUCAACUCAGCGAAGAAAUUGCCCAGGCUAUCGCAUCCAAUACUAUUGGUGAAGUGCCUGACGAGACCGAGCUCGAGGAGGAAUUGGAGAGCAUGGAACAAGAAGCUAUGGACAAGCGCAUGCUUACUCCUGGCACUGUUCCAGUCGCAGAUAAAAUCAGCGCGUUACCGUCCGCGGCAAAUGGGGAGCUCAAAGCCAAGCACGAAGUGGAAGACGACGAGGAAGCAGAGUUGGAAAAGCUCCGUGCGGAGAUGGCCAUGGGAUGAAUGUUCCUUGAGUCUGCUCCCUGUUAGGCUUAAUCGUUGCUUCUCAUCCCCCCCAACCAACCAAUUUAAAAUCCUUUUCGAAGCAACAAUCUCAAGCGGCUGACUCGACGGGUUUAUUUAUUGUAUGAAUGAAACGCCGAAUGUCCCUUCAUUGCGCGUCCUCUUUUCUGUGUAAUUUUGUCCCCUCUUCUCGCUAUUAGCAGCCGAACAAGCCUUCUAAUUUUUUUUAUCAUCUGCUUGUCUUGUCGUCUCGUCGGCGUAUCUUGGUUCUUUUAUUAUCAUAAUUCCAUUCGGUCCGGUUCUGGUUCUGGGGGUUCUUUUUGUGGUUUCUGUCUGUCUUUUUUUUUUUUUUUUUUUUGUGCCGUUUCUCUUGCCUACUGCUAUAAACAUACAUACCUACGGAGUACUUACAUACAUUUCUAUUGCCGUUUCCAAUUCUUUCAACUCAUGCCUAAUCGGUCACUCUCUGUACGGAGUAAGCACAUAGACUGAAUAUAUCGAAACUUCCGC
Molecule: messenger RNA, 1462 nt
Organism: Monascus purpureus
Lineage: Eukaryota; Fungi; Ascomycota; Eurotiomycetes; Eurotiales; Aspergillaceae
Source: the annotation of a GenBank genome assembly